AUGACGGACAAAUUCGAAAAUUCCUUUACGAAACAUGAGGAGUUUAAUGAGACGAAUACUGAGUCGCACGUCGCGCAAAGCGUAAAAGAAAUCCUCCAACACGCGCACAGACACAUCUCCGACGCCAUCGACUGCGAUGAGAACAACUACGGAGAAUCUGCGGUGAGAAGUUACAGUUUGGCGAUGGAUUACUUCAAAACGUAUCUCAAAAUGAAUGCCAUUGGCAGCUCUGGAGGGAAAUUCGGUGCGUUUCGCGCGUUUGCGCGAUGGAACUCGCCUAAUGGAAAGAAGACGUGUACGAAGAAGAGGAGCGAGGAUGUGGUGUUCUUGUCGUUUACAUCGUCGUCUUUGUGUGUUUUUCGCUCUGUUUCUUCUUCUUUGUGUGUUUGUUUCAUUCAUCAUUGGCGACGACGCAUAAAAAUGGUCGUGUGCGAGACGUUUGUUUACGAGAGAGGAUGCCGACGGGAGGACCUUUCUCGGGUUUCGCGACAAAGAACGAGAGACGAGAGGGCGCAACUCGUCGCGAAAAUCGUUCAGUAUCAGAAGCGUUUACAAAAGUUGAGGAGAGAUUUGAUGCGACGGAAAUACGGCGAGAGAAGUCUGGAGAAGUCUUCUUUAGCAGCAGAGAAGGAGGAGGAGGAAAAGGAAGUCGUCGUGCAGUUGACUGCUUCUUCUUCGAACGGUUCGGAAACGAAACGAAACGACGACGACGACGCGUUGCACUUGGAGACGAUCAUCGAGGACGAGGAGUUGAGGCGUCUGGUAGACAAUGAUAGCGACGACGACGAGAGCGGCGAGGAGAACGGCGGCGAUAGGAGUACGAAUAACAAGAGUAGCAAUAGUAAGAAGAAAACGAAGAAGACGGCGGCGGUAUUCGAUCGAUCGUUAUCGGCCAUGCCGCGGUUGAUGAAAAAAACGACGACGACGAAUAGCGAUACGCGAGAAGGAACAGAUAGCGGUGGCGGCGUCUUCGAUUGGCUCUUGGACGCGUUGGAUGCUUUGGACGAUAAGAUUGCCGAGAAAGUGGAACGCGCGGAAGACGCGCUCUUUGACGCCUUCGAGGACGUCCAAGAUUCUUUCAAGAAGACCUUUUCGUUUCAAAAGAAGAAGAAGCAUAGCGAAGAAGAAAAAAACGACGACGUUUAG
Molecule: messenger RNA, 1146 nt
Organism: Bathycoccus prasinos
Lineage: Eukaryota; Viridiplantae; Chlorophyta; Mamiellophyceae; Mamiellales; Bathycoccaceae
Exons: 2
Coding region: 1-1146 (381 amino acids)
Source: RefSeq, a predicted model, not a curated record